Molecule: messenger RNA, 1373 nt
Organism: Capsicum annuum
Lineage: Eukaryota; Viridiplantae; Streptophyta; Magnoliopsida; Solanales; Solanaceae
Exons: 3
Coding region: 66-944 (292 amino acids)
Source: RefSeq, a predicted model, not a curated record
GGAGAAAUGCUAUAAUAAUACAAAAGUUAUCUUUUAAACUACAUGGAAAUACCCUCCUAGCCAGAAUGAACACUUUCUGUUUCGACUGUUAUGCGCUGCUUGGGUGGAAACUUGCUGAAAGCACCAAACCGUCCGUAUAUUUUGCAGUAGGAAUAUACUUCAUGAAAUUGGACGAGCUUAAGUACCAGAAUGGUAUAGCGUUGCAUGAUACUCUCUUUGGAGGUGCUAAAGGACAGGCUCCUAAUAAUCAAGUUGGAGGCGCUAAUGCUGAUCAAGAUGGAGGCGCUAAUGAUGAUGAAGAUGGAGGCGGUAAUGCUGAUCAAGAUGGAGGUCCUAAUGAUCAAGAUGGAGACACUAACGAUGAAGAUGGAGGCGCUGAUGAUGACGAAGAUGGAGGAGGUAAUGCUGAUCAAGAUGGAGAUCCUAAUGAUCGAGAUGGAGCUGCUAAUGAUGAAGAUGGAGGUGAUAAUGAUGAUCAAGAUGGAGACACUAAUGCUGAUCAAGAUGGAGCUGCUAAUGAUGAAGAUGGAGGCGCUAAUGCUGAUCGAGAUGGAGCUGCUAAUGAUGAAGAUGGAGGUGAUAAUGAUGAUGAAGAUGGAGACACUAACGAUGAAGAUGGAGGCUCUAAUGAUGAUGAAGAUAGAGGUGCUAAUGAUCAAGAUGGAGACACUAAUGACGAAGAUGGAGGGGCUAAUGAUGAUGAAGAUGGAGGCGCUAAUGAUGAUCAAGAUGGAGCUGCUAAUGAUGAAGAUGGAGGCGCUAAUGCUGAUCAAGAUGGAGCUGCUAAUGAUGAAGAUGGAGGUGCUAAUGAUGAUCAAGAUGGAGGUGUUAAUGAACAGGUUCCUAAGGAACAAGAUUUAGGCCCUUAUGAGCAAAAUGCUGAUCAAGAUGGAGAUGCUAAUGAGCUGAAUGAUGAUGAAGAUGGAGGCACGCCAACGAAAUGAAGAAAGAUGUAGAUCAACUGGCUGAUGGAAUAAAUUAUAUUGAUGCAAAUGCAGACAUUGAUAGCCUACUCAUGCUGAUCAAAAUGCUGAAAGAUUCACAGUUCCUGAAUCGAGUCGGGCUUCAUACUUUACAAAAUCCUAAUUCAUAAUUGUGUGAUUCAUUUUUCUCUUUUGAUUCUAGAAUUACAGUACAUGCUAUUACUUCAGGUUGGAACAAAGCAAUUGACACUGAAAUUUUUAGAUGCUGCUUAGUUUAUCUGUCAACGGGCAGAGAUUAUUUCCUUUACUGCAAUUGCUAUACAAUGCUAGUGAACUUUAGUUUGUUUUUCUUUCAAAAUGUGGAUGACUGGUGUGAGGAAAGAUGAUGUUCCAGUACGUGGUGAAUUUGGAUUUUAACUAGUGGCUUUUACAAUCUCCCUAGAGUUAAUU